Messenger RNA from Nematolebias whitei (Rio pearlfish), 5514 nucleotides. RefSeq names its product protein phosphatase 1 regulatory subunit 9A-like A (gene ppp1r9ala). Gene Ontology annotation, biological process: neuron projection development; calcium-mediated signaling; actin filament organization. The record is from RefSeq and is a predicted model, not a curated record. Gene Ontology annotation, cellular component: postsynaptic density; cytoplasm; actin cytoskeleton. Gene Ontology annotation, molecular function: actin filament binding. Lineage: Eukaryota; Metazoa; Chordata; Actinopteri; Cyprinodontiformes; Rivulidae. The transcript is spliced from 19 exons. Bases 367 to 4611 code for a protein of 1414 amino acids.
GGCUCGCGGCGGCGCGCAUCUAAGACAGAGACUCGGCUGCGCGCGCAUCCCGCGGCAGGUCUGGAAGUGCGGAGAGGAGAGAGGGAGAGACACGGGAAACGCUGCUGCCGGAGCGGGGAAUGAUGGCGGCGAGCAAGAAGGAACAAGUUUGAUACUGUAAGAAAAAACUGGAAUCUUGAGCCAUCUUUCGGCGUCUGACUCGAUGAAGCAACUAGAUACUUCCCUGAGUUGAGAGACCAGUACUCCAAAAACCCUCCACAGGACCCCAUCAUGGCACCGGUUGCAUAAAGUCCUGUGUUAGUUCUCAAUAAAACAUUCCAGAAAGCUGACUUUAGGAUUGUGCUGCGGUCAUAAACAAGCAAGAAGAUGAUCAAAGCUGAAAGCAAAGGAGCAGAGAGGACCCUGAGAAGCGCUUCACCUCACAGAAAUGCAUACAAGUCUGACUUCCACUCCAUUAAGUGCUCCUUUGAUGGUCCAAAGUCUGAGGCUACGUCUAAAAAUGUUACGAAUGGAACCAGUGACACGCGGGAGGAGUCGAGGGGAAGGCCGUUUGGAACCAGAGUGAAUAAGAUCAAGAACAUCUUCCUACAAAUGGACGGGCAGCAACAGGAGUCCCAAGAAGGAAAACCAACUUUAAAGCCUGAUGUUCCCCUGACUUCUCCUACAAAGACACAAUUUCCAGUCACUGCUCACAGGGUUAGCUUCAACAGUGCCUCAAGCCCAGAAUCCCACAAUUUAGAUAAAAUGCCCAAGGGAGAAGAUGUUGAGAUUGACAAAGUGGCUUUGGCAGAGAAGUUUUCUGUGACCAGAAAACUAUUUGAAAGAGGCAUCAAAGAGCAGACUGUGACUGAAAAGCAGUCCCCAAACAGAGUAGUAAAUCGUUUGUCUUUUGGAAGUGCCUCUGAUGAAGGGAAAAGCACAAGGAGAGUGUCAGGAAGCAUGGAAAAUAAUGGUAAAAUGGAGCAAACUCAUGUAUCAACCGUUAAAAGUCUUUCAGAUGAGAUGGCUGAUGGUGAAAAAAGACAUGCGCCUAGAGUGUCAUUGAAUGCAGGGCCCAUAUCCAAGAGGUUGGAAAAUUAUAUGGUUGAGAAUGACACAGAAGACAACCACACAUCUGCUGGGAAGGAAGGAAUGGUCUCUACAAAACAACACAGUACAGCUCAACACAUACAGCCUACCUCUCUAACACGAGACAGCUUACACAAACCUACUUCUCCAGUCAAAGAAGCAGCUGACUCUGUAAAUAAUGUCACCAACAGAAAUAAAGACAACAAACCUGCAUCUUUGGGGUCAAGUUUUGGGACUAAACCUACAGGUACCAGUCUGGAAAGUAAAUCCGUUUCUUUGACAGCUGAUAACACUCACAAACUCCACUCACCAGAGGAGACAGCCCCAGUUAACCAUAGCUACAAGUCAUCUUCAUCAUCUGUUGACAGAUUUAGUCGGACAUCUGUUGGUGGGGAUGAAGCCAAACCACGUAGUCCUCCCCAGAGGCAUGAGAAACAAUCUUUGAUAUCAACUGGUGGAGCUCAGCAUGCAGACAAGGCCAAAUACCCUGAAAAAGCCAAGAGUAAAGAUGACAUGACUCUCGUCUCUACUGGGGAAAAACCACCCAGUCAGACUUCAUUCCCCGAAUCCAAAGUGGGGAGCACGGUGCGGGCUGAACUGGUUGUGGUUCAGAACGAGUCCUCAGAAAGUGAAGGUAAUGAAGAAGAAAACUUAGAAGACAGUGCAUUUGAAGAGCAGAAACACUACAGAGAACUAAAAAGAAGCUUUACAGCGGAUGAUCCGAGCUCUAACACAGCUCUUCUAAGAGGCACAGACGCUGUCGAUGAAGGGAGAAUACUGGAGGAUGAUUAUGAUUUUUAUGUAAAAGAAGAGAAGGAAAAAGGCACUUUUGUUUUCAGUCAAGACGGUGAAGAAGAUGAGGCAACGGAGGAAGAUGCUACACUAGAGAAGCAGGUGGAUAGAGCCUCUCCAGCAGUGUAUGGAAUUGAGAAUGCAGCAUUUGUGGAUGACAGAGAUGUAGACCAGGUCAUUGGGGAAGAAGAAGAAGAAGGGGAGGUGGAGGGAGAUGAGGAAGAUCAAACCUAUGGGGAAUAUGAUGACUGCUAUGAGACCCCUGGCCUCUCCGAUGAAGAUGAACCUCCCCCAAAGAGGAAAAUUAAGUUCUCCACAGAUCCUAUCUUGAUCUUCAGUACCUUCUCUAAUGAGGACUAUGAUCGACGAAAUGAUGACGUUGACCCUGUCGCAGCAUCUGCGGAGUAUGAACUGGAGAAAAGAGUGGAAAAGAUGGAUGUGUUUCCAGUGGAGAUUGAAAAAGGAGACAAUGGACUCGGUAUCAGCAUCAUAGGAAUGGGAGUGGGAGCUGACCAGGGUUUGGAAAAACUUGGCAUUUUUGUGAAAACGAUAACUGAGAAUGGAGCAGCUGAGAAAGAUGGACGGAUACAGGUGAAUGACCAGAUAGUAGAAGUGGAUGGCGUCAGUCUGGUGGGAGUAACUCAGCUGUUUGCUGCAACAGUCCUAAAGAACACCAAAGGCUCAGUGAGAUUCCUGAUUGGUCGAGAGAAGCCAGGAACGCAGAGUGAGGUAGCGCGCCUCAUAAGUGAGACACUAGAGCAGGAGAAGAACCAGCAGCAUCAUCUGGAGGAUCUUUAUGAACACUCUACGGAGGAGGAGGAGCGGUAUGAGGAGGACGAUGUGGUAGAAGAUAGGAUUCUGGGGUCCAAUUUCUCCCCAGGGAGGAAUGUAGAAGUGUUUGAGCUGCCUGAUUCAGAGGCCUUGUUCAUGCCAUCCAACAUGGACACCUCCCAAAUGGCCUUCAGGUUCAACGAACUGCAGGUUAAGCACAGCAUCGCAAUUGCCGAAAUAAAUCAACUAAAGAAAAAGCUAAAGAAAUCAGAGGAGGACAAACCAUUGUGGGAAGAGAGAGAAUCUGCACUGGAGCAAAAAAUUGAGGACAGCAAUGACAAACUCCUAAAGUUGGAGAAUUACUGGCUAGAAGCCCAGGCUGUGUGUAAGAGCGUGAAUGAACAAUUAGCUGAUACUCAGGUCCAGUACGAGGCGCUGGACAAGAGAUACAACAAGGCCAAGAAACUAAUCAAGGACUACCAGCAAAAAGAAAUCGAUUUUGUGAAGAAAGAGGAGGAACUAAAAAAGAGUCAAGAUGAAAAAGACAAGUGGUACAAGGAGCAGCUAGAGAGCCUACAGAAAAAGAUUGCUGACCUCGAGUCCAGAGGUGCUUCGGUUGAAGAAUACGAGAGCGGCCAGGAACCUGCUGCUGAAGAGAGACGAAGCAGCCGAGACUCUGUCACCAACACCCAGUCUGUUGACUCUCUGCUAGAGGAAGAUUGGAGCGAGUUUCCUGAAACCCAACGCUUGGACACAAGUGCUCAGAAAGCAAAGUGCCGGUUGGCUCAGAAGUCCAAACGUCAGGCUCCAUCUCGGAUCAAACUAAAGGAGAACCUUGGUUCUCAUCCUCAGGAAGCAGAAGAUGAUGAGCAGGAGGAGCAGGGAUCUAUCAGAAGGCGAAGGUCCAUCCAGGAGAGCCUGGCUCUCCCCGUCCCUGUCUGUUAUCCCACAAACGAACAGAAAGAUGAUCCAAGCGAGUCUAGAGACGCUUCCAAGAGUAAAGCAGAGCUUUCCAGCAGCCCAUCUUUGUCACCGUCUCAAGGAGACAGUACUGAAAGUUUUGGAAGUCCUCUUAUGUCCCCUCCAAAACACAGUUCCUCACCCCAAUCUCCCUCUGGUUUCCUGUAUAACGUUAAGAAGAGCGACUGUAAAACCAAGGGGAAAGAGCUCAAAGAGGAGCCAAGUGAAGCUUUAUCUGCAGCGAAACCUAAAAGACGAUUUCCAGACUUUGGGGGCCUCCGAAAAUCAGGUGGUAAAGGAAAAAAGCAUGACAAAGAGGCGUUGAGAGCAUCUUUGGACAGCAGGGGGUCCAGGGGGUCUUCAGACUUGCUCGAGGAAUCUGGAGGGAACUUGUCUCCUGCAGAGUCGAUGACCUCCAUCCCCACUUGUAUGCCGUUCUCGUGGUUUGGAGACAAAGAGAGGGACAGAGACAGAGAGCCCUCCUCGUCCAGCAGCAGCCUGCCUUACGCUACCAAUGAGACCAGCAGUGAGCAAAGCCAGGAUCGCAAAACCAAGAGUUUUUCACUCGUAGACGAUUCUAACCCUGCCAGUCCCAGUUCAGACAUCUCUGGGUUAGUCGCUGAACCCAAUCUGUCUGGGCGCUCGCACACUUUAAUCUUCUCUUCCAGCGAGACUUUGGAUGAUGAACCAGUGGCUGUAGGAAAGGAGUACCAGUGGCAGAAUCGACCAGUUUCUGAGUGGACCAAUCAGCAGGUCUGUCACUGGUUGAUGGGCAUGAAUAUGGACCAAUACACACCUGAUUUCACAGCUAAGGGCGUCGACGGCCAGCAGCUGCUGAACUUAGACAGUGACAAGUUGAAGGCGCUUGGUGUUUCAAGUCAAAGUGAUCGUUCAACUAUCAAGAAAAAGCUUAAGGACAUGAAAAAGGCCCAGGAGAAGCUGGAGAAACAGCGAGAAAAAAAGGAAAAGGAAGGUCGACGCAGCGCUAAACUGCCCGUUUCUAAUGACUCCGUCUGCUGAGGAAUCGGCUGCUGAGGAAUCAGCUGCUGAGGAAUCGGCUGCUGAGGAAUCGGCUGCUGUCAGAAUCAGCUGCUGUCAGAAUCAAGUCCUUCCAUGAAUUUCAACUGUUCCGAACUCAAAUCCCUUUUUUCCUGCAGCCUGUAUGUAAUUUGGUGGUUGGCCCCUCUUGGCCAGCUGGGAACUUCCUGUGUGAUGUUUUCAUGUUUUCCCUGUGCAGCUUUUCUUCAGGUGCAUCUACCCACAGUCCUGAGACACAAGUUAAACCAUUAUACAUUGGCCAUAGAGUGUAAAUGAUCUGUGUUGGACUGGGAACAGCUGAUAAAAGACGUUGUAAUGUCAACAAACAUAUCAAAUCUGUGACUGGAGUCUCCUCGUGCUGAGAUGUCUGUUGUGAUUUAUGUUCAUUCUGUAUGCUCGGUUUAUUUUGUCCACGUUUUCCUUCAGAUGAAUGAACUUCAGUUUUAGGAAUGUUAUAUUUGGUUUGUGACCAAAAUGAAUAUUCAGACAUUUUAACCACUAAAAAGCUAGAAUUUUCAAUUCUGCACACAAAAAAUGAUUUUAGUUCUUACAGAUCAUGCACACUUACCUAUAAAAGUAAUAUGUAAUCAGUUUUGUUUUUUUGUUUUUUUAAAUACACUUUGUAUGUUUGCUGACAUCUGAUUUUGUGUUGAGCUCUUGGUGGGAACAGUAAUUGUACAGUUCAGAUAAAAGCACUACGUUUGUCAUUUAAGCUCGAGUGGGUGACAAGGUUUUAAAUGUAUAAAGAAGUUUUAUACUUUAGUGUUAACUGCAUAUUUUAUAUCUAAAUUCCAUUGUACGUUUUAUACUCUGUUUUCUACUAAGUAGAAUAGCUAGGCCAUUAAUUUUCUGCUGAAAGAAAAGCGUGAAAAUGAUCAAGUAGGG